GAUGGCGCUGGACCGCCACUGGUAUGCCACUGGUGCAGCCAGCUAAAAAAUACGUCGACGUUGCAUUUCUUCAAGGCGGAACAAAUACUUUUACUUUAAUACAUUAAUAAACUAAGAUGUUCCACCUGGUGAGUGUCAGGUCAUGUUGAAGGCUAAAAUGGUAGCCCCUUCUUCCAAGAACAACAAAACCUGCUGCUGUUGCUGCUGCGGAGGAGGAGGAGCCGGGACGACCGGGCAGGAGGACUCGUUGCGGGAUUUAACGCCCGGGGCCGAGGCUCGCUCGACGGACUAAAAGUGGUCAUGGACACGACGAAGGAGAACGGAGGAGGGUCGUUCGUCGUCGACUUAAACGAGAACGAAGAAGGCGGAGAGACGGAAGCCGGGAAGGGUCAGCUGUAUGUGACCGGUAACGAGAGGAAUGUAAACAGAGACACCUCGGUACAGCACGAGAGGGGGAUCAUGUUGGAUUUGGUCGCGGCGGAGAAGUACCUCCCCGGCCAGAUGACUGGCAGCUGUGUGAUUUCGGGGGUCCUGAACGGAUUCACCGAGUCAUUCGGCCAGGAGGAGCCGACGAUGGUCGGAGAAGGAGGAGGGCUCGGCCUCGCAGGGACCACAGGCGCUUCCUGUCCAGCUGUGCUCGGGGGUCGGGUUUCAAUGGACCGGCAGCCGCCUGCGGGAGAGAGCGAAGGGGAAACCCCAGAUUCCGACGACGUCACCCCGGGAGAAGAGGCCACCGGCAGUGGCAGCAUCAGGACUUUCCUCCCCCUCGAUCGACUGCCGUGCACGGGCAAGCACCAGCGGGACUGCGCGUGCUCCACCGCGGCCCUGCAGCAUCCAGAUGUAAAGAUGCCUAACGGGGAUGUUGACAGUCCGGAUGUCGGUUAUUGUAAACAGACGGGCCCGCUGGUUCUGGGCCAGAGAUUCGGUCUGUGCGACGUGGACUGCGAGGAAGUGAAAGUUGUAAACGGUGGUUUACACAUUGUGACCACAGCAACAUGUGACUGGUCCGACUCGGACUAUUCCCCCGAAAAAGGGCAGGAAAACGGGGCCGGGUCGGGAUUUUGUCUGAGGAGCCAAAGCGACUACAGCGGGACAUUGGUUUCUCAGUGCCCGGGGGAGAAUGCCACAGAGCCCCCUCACUUCCUCGACCCAUCCGAGGACUCUCCCACCCGGGGAUCAAGUGCCAAACUCCCGUCAACCCUCUCCAACGUGAACGGCGACCGCGCGCUCUCUGAACCCAACAUCAGGCAAGACUUCAGUGACCUCAGUGUGCCCGUCAGGCCGCAGAGUUUGAGGACUAGCUCCAACGUCGUGUUGUCCCUCAGCUGCGAUGCCACCCCGUUGUCCCCCGACGAGGGGUUUUAUUUCGGAGAUGAGGGGUACGAGGAGGACUUCAGGAACGUGUUGGAAGCGGGUCGCAGGCAGAGCGCCCCGGAUAAUCUGCCCGAUCUGUCCGAGCAGACAGACGGCUCGGACCCCCAGCUGAUGCCAAAGAGGUUCGGCAUAGCUGAUUUCUUCACCAGGAGCCUGUUUACUAGGAAAUCCAAAGAGCCCAAGGCAUUGUCCCACAAUGCAACAGGGUGGCGACUGUUCGGCAAGACAGCAGUUCAAGAAGAUCCAACUACAGACCCCGACUCCACCGAGUCCACACAGCAGGAAGAGCUGGAGGAGGACUUGGGUUUGUCCUCGGGUCCUCCGCUUCCCUCGGCUGCAGGGAGAAGGAAGAACCUGGAGUUUGAGCCUCUUUCCACCACAGCUCUCAUCCUGGAGGACCGUCCAGCGAACCUACCGGCCAAAUCUCUGGAGGAAACUCAGAGACACAAAAUGGAGUACGAUGAGAUGGUCGCAGGAGCCAAGAGGAGAGAGAUGAAGGAAGCCCAGAGGAAGAAGCGUCAGAUGAAGGAGAGGCACAGACAGGAGGACAGCAUCUCCAACGCCAUGGUUGUCUGGAACAAUGAGAUCCUGCCGCACUGGGACAACGUGAAGGGAACGAGGCGGGUAAGGGACCUCUGGUGGCAGGGACUUCCUCCCAGUGUCAGAGGACGAGUGUGGAGCCUCGCCAUCGGCAACGAGCUCAACAUUACACCGGAUCUGUAUGAGAUAUUCCUGUCCAGAGCCAAAGAGAAGUGGAGGAGCUACAGUGAAACCAGUUCAGUCAACGACAGUGAGAGUGACGGAGGGGCGUCUCUGGCUGACAGGGAGUCCAGUCUGGACCUCAUCAAACUAGACAUCUCCAGAACCUUCCCCUCUCUCUUCAUCUUCCAGAAGGGUGGUCCCUACCAUGACCUCCUCCACAGUGUGCUGGGGGCUUACACCUGUUACAGACCUGACAUUGGCUACGUCCAGGGAAUGUCAUUUAUCGCUGCCGUGCUGAUCCUCAACCUGGAGGAGGCCGAAGCCUUCAUCACCUUCGCCAACCUGCUCAAUAAACCAUGUCAGAUGGCCUUCUUCAGAGUCGACCACGAACUGAUGUUGAAGUAUUUUGCAGCCUUUGAGGUUUUCUUUGAGGAGAAUCUGCCUCGUCUCUUCAGCCACUUCCAAAUCAACAACCUAACCCCUGACCUCUAUCUGAUCGACUGGAUCUUCACUCUGUACAGUAAGUCCCUCCCUCUGGACGUGGCGUGUCGGGUGUGGGACGUCUUCUGUCGGGACGGGGAGGAGAGCUUGUUUCGGACGGGGCUCGGUAUCCUGCGCCUGUUCGAGCAAGUCCUGCUCCAGAUGGACUUCAUCCACAUCGCCCAGUUCCUAACCCGCCUGCCGGAGGACCUGCAGGCACACACACUCUUCACCGCCAUGGCCAACACACACAUGAUCAGCAAAAACCGCCGCUGGGCUCAGGUGUUUUCUGCAUUGAUGAAGGAUGGAAAUAAAGACACGGACAAAAACUCCAGCCCGGCUUUGAGAAGCUAACACUAGCCACCCUCGACGCUAAACGACCACCUUUCUUCAAACUAAUCGUCAAAUGCAAGCUGUGAAGGUUGAAGGUCAUGCUAGCCAGCCAUGAACUUCAGAAGAAAAAGCGAGCUCGCCGUGUCAGCACCGCUAACAUCCGAGGUUAGCUGUGAAGCUUGAAGCUACGUAGCCUGAAGCUAAACCUUCCCUCCAGAGGCGUCGCUACGAAGCUUGAAGUGAACACGAGCCAGCCGUGAAGGUGGAAGCUGAGGUCAGAAUUUUGUACCGGAGACGAGCUGUUGGCCUGCGCAGGUGAAGGAAGAAGCGAAAUCUUUGUUGGAACCCGAGCGGGAAACCAAAGUGGUUUGUUAAUUCUAAACUUUAACAGCCAUUGUCAGUAUUUCUCCAACAGAUUUUCGGAGAAGCGCCUGUUGUUGUUGUUGUAGCAGCAGUGUCACUGAUCUACCAGCCUACAGAAGCGGAAAAAUUAAAACUGACUUUCAGAUAAUAUGCUGUUAUUUCACCUGCAGACUGGAAGGGAAUAUUCACACGCUUGUGGGAAUCCUGCCUCCAUGUCGGGACACAAACACAGAGCAUUGGGCCCCAUGUAAUUCUCCUAAACGGCUCAAAUUCUUAUUUUCGGUGCUAGCGAUUUUCUAACGGCUUCAAAAAUGACCUCUGUGUUUAAAUUGUUAUUGUAGCUCCUCGUAGGUUUUGAUUUCACACUACUAUUGAUUUGCAUUGUUUUAGCUUGAACUCUGGAUCAUCUGAAAUCUGCAGUAGCAUGGCUGAUGCUGAUAUACUGGUUGUAGCUGAUAAAUUAGCUUCCCACUUUAAUAUCCUAGCUUUUUAAAAUGCUCAUCUGUAGGCGAAAACACACGGGAAUAUGGGAAGAGAACGCAGGACACAAAAUAAUGGGGGAAAUGGAAUAAUUUUGUACAAUGUAGUCUUUCUGAUAAUUAUUAAGAAAUCAAAUAAUACACAUCUCAUCAGUGAUCGUAAUAAAGUACAAGCAAAACUAAAUAUUUAGAUGUUUUACAGAAAAUGUCAUCCUUAAUAUCAGAAUCAAAAGGUAUAUGGGGGAAGUUUAGUGAUGGUGGGCAUAGAAAGUCACUGCCCUUGUUGGUGUUCAACCAAACAAUAUUUUUAGAGUAAAAAAACAACUCUGGUAGAGUUUCUGCUGGUCAUUUAUUGACAUGAAUUCAUAAAAUGUGGAUUCAAAUCAAUUGUUGCUAAAAAAAGACAGAAGUGUCAGCUGUUGAAAAUGUUGUUUGGGUCAAACUGAUCAUAUGAACCUUACAUGAAGGAGCGCGGGUUUUAAAUCAGUGUUUCAUGGAUCCAGAUCUAUCAGAGAACUUUAUAUAUGCAGCACUGAGCUGCAUCAUGGAGACACAACUACACAGAACGAGCUCAAACUAAAUACACGGGGCAUUAAGUGCCUCAUUGUUUCCUCUCUCUGUGGUUGGAGGGAAUACAACUAGACGACCAAGGUUCAAUAGAAACAUGUCGGCAAAACAUGCAGAUACCAGAGCAACAAUACUGGCUUUUAGCUUUUACUAGUUUCAGCUUGAGAACGAAGCUUUUUAGUCUUUGCAGCAGAACUUUUGUCGCUUGUUCCGUCGUCUGUGAGAAUGCAAAAAUUAAGUUCAGCAGCAGAUUGAAAGUUAAUAUUAAUGAACUCUUAAAAAAAAGCACCUGCACGUUACAGCAUUUUCAUCACAACACUCUCCUCCAUUGUGACACACAAAUCUAAUGUUCACUUUCGUCAAACGUUUAUAUGAUCCUUUGUACAGCUGGAUGUCUGCUGCUGACCUUACCGCCCCCACAGUCAAUUAAUCAAUUAGUUGAUCUACAGCUACUUAUAUGAUUAAUUAAAGUGACAUUCUCUCAAUCCAGCUUCUGAAAUUUGACGUUGGAUUGACUGUCAGAAUAGUUUCAGAUCAAUUGUUUUUAGAGCUGAAACAAUAAGUAUAUGAACAUAAAAUGACUCCAUUAACUGAGAGAAUAAUCUGCAGAUUAAUUGAUGAUAAAAAAAUAGUCAUUACUUACAACCCUCUAUGCAGCGUUAACCUUUAAAGGAGGCACUCUGAGGAAGCUCUCGUGCCUUUAAAAGCAAGCUUACAAGUUCUCUAAAAUACUGAAUAAAGCAACAAAGAUGGAGUUAUCUUCCUGUUCUAGAUCGAGCAGCCCCGAGUGAUUCCAUUUAUUUAAUCUGGAUUAUAAUCUAACAGUACGCCGCCCCGUCAGGUCUUUUGGCCUGUUGAAGUGCUUUACAUCACCUCCGUGUCCGCUUUGUUAUUAGCACUCCUUUGAUUUCCACACACUAUAAGCCUUCACCUCCAUUUCAUCCCUACCUCUCGAUGACCAUUCCACAUACGCGCACACACUACUGAUGGCGAAUACUUUCCACUUACCUACCAGCAAAUGAGCAGGCCUUAAAAACGUGGACCAAGCAGCCACACUGUAGUUUUCUCACAGUGUGAACUUCUGCGUCGACUGCAGCUUUUAUCGGUUGUUGAAGCAGAAAACUCACUGGAGACGACGAGCAAUCCUGGAGGAAGGGAGAGGAAGAGGAGGUGGGAGGGAGACGAGAUGUUAGGUGAGGCAGUAAGACGGGACGUGGUUUUAUUUAUGCAUUUUUUAAAGUUCUGUCCCCCUUUCUUAUUGAAAAUGAUUAAGUUAUUGUUGCUACAACGGCAACAAGUGAUUCCUGCAGAAAAUGCAAAAUGUCACCGUGUAGAGUGAUAAAAUGGAAAUGAAUUGAUUGCAAAGUAUCACAUAUUAAUACUUUGAGAAACAAAACUAGUCAAACAAGAAAGUUUUAGAAAAGACAGUGAGAUGUGUUGAGGGUCAGAAUGUCUCUCAGCCGAGCUCUUCCUGUUCUCCAGGUUGCAUCUUUUCUGGUGAGUGUUUCUGCAUCGCACUAGUGUUGCACCAAAUGACUCCGUGAUAAGGGUUUGUUGUUGUACAUCGACCAACCAGAAGCCAGUAUUCAUGUGUCCAAGCUGGUAUCAGUGUUGUUUUGGGGGUAAACUCACCAUCCAGCUGAAUUGUUUGUGUUUAUUGAAUCAUGUAGGCGAGAUGUGAUUUAUAUACAUUUUAUUUUUGCUUUACGCGCCAUCAGAUAACUCCAGAAACUUCUGCAAACUCUCACAUACUUUACACUAAGACAGCCUCAUAACCUCUCAGCUAUUUAGGGAGUUAACUCAGAUACUGUUGUGUUUUUCAAAGUAAAAUUUGACACAGACUGAGUCAGUAAUACAGGUGUUAGAAGCAGCAUGAUUUCAUACAGUUAAACAUGCAUAAUAAAUACAUAAACGCAUGCAUGUCCAAAAAUUUAGACAAGAAACUGCAGUUUUCACUGGCAUCACAUUCGUUAUUCAGUUACAAACACACAACUCUUAAAACACCUCCAAUGAAUCCGAGAAGGCAAUACAAAAUAAGCACUUUGUGAACAUGAGCUGCUCUUUUUAACAGGUACACUAAUUACACCGAGCGCAAUUAAGCUCAAUAAGGAACUUGCAGUAAUUGUUGGUUUAAAGGUAAUAAAAUCCCAUUAAUGAACAGGUUUCUUCUCCAGGUUUCCAUUAAUCCACCAUAAAUCUGAUCUAACAGAAAAAGAUCAAUGUGACUCCUGUGGUUUUAUUUUUGUAUUUUUGAAUCCUUAUUUACUACAUACCUGUGAUCUUUGGGGGAGUCUGUUAUCAUUGUGUGCCUGCAGCCUUGUUUGUUAUAGCUCGAUGGACUUUUCCCAAUUUUCAGUUUGUCUCAUGGAUCCUGAGGUUUUAUAAUACAAAAAAAAUGAUCUCAACCCUUAAAACUUAACUUAAAAAUGGCCAAAAUUGGAGUUGCAUGGGUCUUAGACAACGAUAUCCAUUUGCCACCCAAAAAUCUUCAAUCUGUAUCAUUAUUAUUCAUAAUAAACAAUGUUGAAUUCAGUUGUAUUUGAAUUGGCUUUGGCCAAAAAUCACGCUUAAUAUCCCAAAAUGGAAAAUGUGUCACUUAAACACAAAUAUUUCUGUGUUGAUAGCAACACGUUUAAUUUAUUUUAAGCUCUGUUAUUAUUUUAUUGAAGGUUUAUCCAGAUAUUUGAUGAUUUUUUUGUUCCAGUAUUAAUAUGUACUAUACGCUAUAUGAAUAUUUGUUGUCAUGUCAAUAAAUUAACAAACAGUUUCUCUGAGAAUGCAUUGAAUGUCAGUGUCUGAAACACCAGAAUGGUAAAGGGUUCUACAAAUGGGAUUCAGAGCAUUGAUAUAGCAGCAAACAACCGUUAGCUACGUAGAGACGUAGUGGAGCAGAGAACAACGUCACUCCCCCUCUGUGUGUUGUAAUGCGACUUUCUCUGUGCUUUGUUUACAUAUCCAAGCCAGCCGUGCAUUUUAGUGCAUGCGAGUCUCUAAAGCUAAUGGCCUAGCAGCUGCCUCAGGUGUUGCCAUGUUGAGAGUCACGUGGAGGCAACAGAUACGCUCUAAAUCCUGUACAGAGAACAUUUUACUAAUCAAGACAUUAAAUUAGCAAAUUAUAAUUUAAACAUGUUUUCAGACUUCUUCUCAGUGUCCAUGCUCAGUAUUGAUCAUUCUGACCGGACAAACUGAAACAAAUGACAGCUGUUGAAGUAAACGAUGUUCCAAACUAGACGCACAAA
Anarrhichthys ocellatus (wolf-eel) is the source of this 7537-nucleotide messenger RNA. Its product is annotated as TBC1 domain family member 12-like. The transcript has 13 exons. Bases 301 to 2910 code for a protein of 869 amino acids. NCBI's taxonomy places the organism in Eukaryota, Metazoa, Chordata, Actinopteri, Perciformes, Anarhichadidae. Gene Ontology annotation, molecular function: GTPase activator activity; small GTPase binding. Gene Ontology annotation, biological process: regulation of GTPase activity. The record is from RefSeq and is a predicted model, not a curated record.